UAAAGUCGAUUUUAUUUUAAUCAUUUCAUAAACUGUAACUAGAAAAACCAAUCUAGCUCAUUGGAAGAAAAGUUCUUUCUUUCCAGGAUGAUGCUGAAGCCACCCAGUAAAUGUCUCCUCCUCUUCGGAUGUAUUUGUGAAUCUAUACAGAGAGAAUUCAGUUCUUGGCUUGUGCUAUGAACCUGGAGUACAGCUAAGCUUGCAAAGGCACAAGAGGUUUUCUGCAGCAACUUUAAGUAUCUCCCAGAUCUCCCAGCCUUACAGAGGGCUUUGCACAGUAAUCUCCAAUGUUAUGACAAUUCUUGCCAAGAGGAGAGCGGGGAUUUUUUUUUCUUGGUUGGUCUAACGUCUCACUUUCUCGGCAUCAAUUACACUCUGCUUCCCUUGAUUUACUGUACUUUAUGCAAAGGACAGGCAAGCGCAUCUUUCUGCAAGAGAGCUUUUUGGAAACAUUGCUCGUUUUAGCAUGCAACAACCUUUGCCUAAUUUCCAGAGGAAAGAGUCGGAAUAUCAAUUUCUUUGUAAAUGUGUAUGGUGAUAUUUGCUCCGCUUUUUGCAAUCUUUGCAUUUGCAACAUGUGGUGGUUACUCCGGAGAACUAAGAGUCAGCGUGGACUGCGCCAACAGAACCCAGAGCGACCGCCGCAUUGACAUCCAAGUGGCCUACCCAUUCAGGUUGUAUCAGGUGAAUUUUGAUGCACCCACAUGCGAGGGGAAACGAAGGGAAAAUCUCUCGCUGAGCGGAGACUUUUCAUCUUCUGCUGAGUUCUUUGUCACAAUUGCUGUGUUUGCCUUCCUCUACUCUCUGGCCGCCACAGUAGUCUACAUCUUCUUCCAGAACAAGUAUCGGGAGAACAACAGGGGGCCUCUAAUUGAUUUUAUCGUAACCGUGGUCUUUUCCUUCAUGUGGCUUGUAAGCUCAUCGUCCUGGGCUAAAGGACUUUCUGAUGUAAAGGUGGCCACAGAUCCCGAUGAAGUCCUGUUACUGAUCUCAGCUUGUAAACAGCCGUCGAACAAGUGUGCGUCAGUGCGGAGUCCUGUCAUGUCAAGCCUGAAUACUUCAGUGGUUUUUGGAUUCCUGAAUUUUAUUCUGUGGGCUGGAAACAUAUGGUUUGUCUUUAAGGAGACAGGCUGGCACGCUUCUGGGAAUAGAUAUCCCCAAGAGCCAGUGGAGAAACAGUCUGGUAGCCAAUCUUUAAACCAGGGUGGAUACAAUCAAGACCCCUAUGGGCCAACUCCACCAUAUAAUCAACCACAAGGAGGCUUCGGCCAGCAGCCAAGUUUUGGACAGCCCGCUGGAAUUGGACAACAAAACUUUAACCAGUCACGGUAUAACCAAACUGGUCCAACAUCUUUUGCCAACCAGAUUUAAUGUGUUCCUCUGUGCCGACCACAGACACCUUGACAAGGUCUAAUUCCGGGAGGAAUGAUACAGUGUUUUUCAAAUUUGGUGCAGUUUCUUGAACCUGCCACAGUACAAAUGGUGAAUCAUGGUAUUCUAGUACGUAUAGGAAACGGUGCAGAUCAGUAAUGUAUAAAAUACCAGUUCAUUGUAUUUUACGUAGACAUCCUAAUAUGUGACAAAAAAUGCAAAUUUUAUUGUUCUAAUAAUAGUACCUUUCCCUUGACUCCUGCAUGCUACAUUAUUCUCAGAAGUUGCGUGUUUGAUGUUACUCCUAUUUUGCCUGUAUUUUGUUUUUCCGCAUGAUCCUGUACAGUAUGGUUGGACACUGUUACUAUUGCGCCAUACUAUAACUUUUUAACAGUUAAAUGAAACAGAUGCUGUACUGUAACCAUAUAUGCUGUAUCAUUGUGCAGAGUUGAACUAUUCGUUGUAGUUUUGGGUAUUUCUAUAUGCGAAACUCACAAUGUUUUUCACCCAGCGUAAAUGGGGACCUGUGUAUAUGGAACUACUUACCUUGGGACAUUUGAGAGCCUUUCCAGACUCCAGUCCACCGAACUGAAAUUUGUGCAUGUGAACCCAAUAACAUCCAUGUCAGUAUGAAUCUUUUUUCUGGUAGGUUAGGAACACUUGUGAAGUUUUUGUAAUUUUACCAAUCCUUCAGGAGCAGACAUCAGCAUCGCCCAAUGUAUAUCUGAUGAGUUGUGAUUUCCACUGUACGUGUGAAUUGAGGACCAAGUUACUGUGGUAUAUGUUUACAGUCUAUGGUAUACUGUAGCUACUCUCCAGGGAAUAUAAAUAUAUGUAUACAAUAAGAGCACAAAAAAUAUUUAUGUGUAUAACUAAAGCACAAUAAAAGUGCAACACCUAAGCCGAGGAGGAAGAAGAAAAGCCAAUGUUCAUGGUAGAGCGUGCGGCUUAUUUAUGAGGCCUGGGAAUCAGAGAUUAAAUAGGACUUGGACUUUCUGAUUUUGAUUUAUGUGCCUAUAAACAGGCCCAGGUAUAUCACUGAUACCUAAGGAGAACAUGCCAUUGGCGCAAACAAGGAAGCCCUGGGAAGUAGGGGUCUGUUUAUAAUAGAUGUGGUCCAGGUGGGUGCUUGGUUAUGAGUAGUGUUCUGUCUGACCCCAGCUAGAGAAUUCAGGAAAUCAAAAAGGCUGCUCUUUACCUGCAUGUGUGUAUAAGUGAAUACACACAUGUGUUUGCACUUGGGCAAAAGUUUAAUGGGGGGGCAAAAAUGUUACAUGCACAGGGGGCCUUUGAUGACUAUGAACACCACUGUUGGCAUCUGUACACUAUGAUAUGUUAAAGUGGGCCUAUUCUUAAAACUCACAUUAAACAUGAAUCUGUAAGGCACAUGUCAACAUUACCAAAUGACAAUAUCAUUCAUAGGUGUUUGCACAGGGUGUGCCGUUUGUGCCUGGGCACACCCUAAAAACCUAGUGCGCAUUAGCAUUAUCACUCUGUGUAGCAGUGGGGAGAUGGGAAAGAUCUCCCUCUUACCGACUCUACCAUAAGAGAACUGCUUACACACGCCUCUUUCACUGUGCCGGCAGGGAGAGCAAUGUGCCAGGGCCAUAUAUAUAGACACACACGCAUGUGUGUUUGAGCUUUGGCGUGAAAAUCCAAAUGCAAUAGGCUGUGCACCCCUAUGAUAUCAUUAUUAUGCCAAGUAGGCAAAUUAUUUUGUACAUGAGUAGAAAAAACUGUUGCUCUAGAGCUACUGCAAUUAAAAGAAAGUCAAGGCAAAUGGUCUCUGGUUACCAAGGUGGUAGUCAAAACAUCUGUUAUAAGU
Messenger RNA from Rana temporaria (common frog), 3196 nucleotides. It is a transcript of the gene SYNPR, whose product is annotated as synaptoporin. Bases 526 to 1371 code for a protein of 281 amino acids. Lineage: Eukaryota; Metazoa; Chordata; Amphibia; Anura; Ranidae. The transcript has 5 exons. Gene Ontology annotation, cellular component: synaptic vesicle membrane; synaptic vesicle. The record is from RefSeq and is a predicted model, not a curated record.